Molecule: messenger RNA, 795 nt
Organism: Penicillium digitatum Pd1
Lineage: Eukaryota; Fungi; Ascomycota; Eurotiomycetes; Eurotiales; Aspergillaceae
Product: putative 2-deoxy-D-gluconate 3-dehydrogenase
Molecular function (GO): oxidoreductase activity, acting on the CH-OH group of donors, NAD or NADP as acceptor
Source: RefSeq, a predicted model, not a curated record
AUGGCAGAUGUUAUGUCCCUCUUCUCCCUAAGCGGGAAAACUGCUCUCGUUACCGGUGGAACUCGAGGUAUUGGCCAAGCUAUGGCCUUUGCCCUGGCUGAGGCCGGCGCCGAUAUCAUCUUGAUUCAGAGAGAUACCACCAACACAUUAACGAAGGACGAGAUCAUUAAUCGCCUUGGGCGAAAGGCAUGGAUCCAUGUCGCCGAGCUUGGAGAUCGCCAAGCUGUCAAGGACAUCCUCCCUGCAUUGACCAGCCAAGGACUGAAACCCGAGAUUCUAGUGAACUGCGCGGGGAUCCAACGGAGACACCCGGCGGAGAAAUUCCCAGAUGAGGACUGGGAUGAGGUUUUGGAAAUCAACCUAUCGUCCGUCUUCAUCAUGUGCCGAGAAUUCGCCGCCUAUCUCCUGGCUCGCGAUGCGUCUGAAUUCCCACAGGGUCGCCGUGGCUCUAUCAUUAAUGUCGCAUCGCUGCUCACCUUCCAGGGUGGAAUUACAGUCCCCGCUUAUGCGGCAUCCAAGGGUGGUAUUGGGCAAUUGACCAAAGCGCUCUCAAAUGACUGGCUCGCCAAAGGCAUCAAUGUCAAUGCGAUUGCCCCCGGUUAUAUUGCUACCGAUAUGAACACCGCCCUCAUCGCCGAUGCGACCCGCAACGCCAGUAUCAUGGCACGCAUCCCUGCUGGCCGAUGGGGAAAGCCCGAGGAUUUCAAGGGUGCUGUGGUAUAUCUGGCCAGUCAGGCUAGCAGUUAUGUGUCUGGUGAGAUCCUGACAGUUGAUGGUGGAUGGAUGGGACGGUAA